Sipha flava (yellow sugarcane aphid) is the source of this 618-nucleotide messenger RNA. RefSeq lists its product as uncharacterized. The record is from RefSeq and is a predicted model, not a curated record. The transcript has 3 exons. Bases 1 to 618 code for a protein of 205 amino acids. Lineage: Eukaryota; Metazoa; Arthropoda; Insecta; Hemiptera; Aphididae.
AUGUAUAUUUUAAAUACAGGUAUCAAUAAUGACAGUGAUGGACAAUAUGCUAACUUUGUAGCACCAAACUACAAAGAAAGUAUUGGUGUGAAAAAAUCAUUUUUGGAGCAACAUUCCAUACAAACUAUUGAUUUAAAUGGAAAAGCUUUACCUUUUAACCCAACUGUUGAAGAUCAUGAGAACUCAAAAUCGCAUCAACAAGCAGUGUCAGCUGCUCUUCAGUGUUCAAUGAGCAAAGAUAUAAGCACAUUAAUUAACCGUAAUAUGGCAUUUAAACAUUUAAAAGAAGUCGAGCAAAGACGAUUGGUUAUUAAAAGACUUAUAGACAUCAUUUUUUUUUAUUGGACGUCAAGGGCUACCAUUCAGAGAAUACCUAUGUUUAAAAUAGCUGCUAGUUCUUUUGAUGGUGCUGCUAAAAUGAAAGGAACAUACAAUGGUCUUAAAGCACAUAUGUUAACCGAUAACCCUAAUUUAAUAUAUACACAUUGCAUGGCACAUGUGCUUAAUUUGGUCAAAGUAGAUUCAACUGAAAACUGUUUAUUAGCUGAAAAUCUUUAUGGAUUAGUUGAAGAAACUGCUGUGUUUUUAUCAAAUUCUCAUAAAAGAAUGAAUGUCUAG